AUGAGCAAGUUUAUAAAUUCUGCCUUGAAAAAUUUGUCAAUUAAUCCGAAAAUACCAGAAAUGCCUUCCUCUAAAAGUAGCGAAUCAAAGUUAGCAUACAAAAGUGUGGAUGUGAGUGCGAAAAUAAAGUACUCGCCGGAAAGCAGCAGCUUCGUCCUGUGGAAGGAUGCAAUGAAAAUGGUGGCUCGUCUUCCAGAAGGGAUCCCAGCAGAAUUCCGGAAACAGCUGUGGCUGACCCUGGCCAGGAAACACCUGGAGACCAAAAACAUCGACCUGAAGAGGGCCUUUGCCGUCUGCCUGGCCGAAAAGAGCGAUCCAGAUGACCUCGAACUCGGCACGCAGAUCAUCAAGGACCUGCACCGCACCGGUUGUGGGCCCCUGAGCGGGGACGUGGCCGAGCCGAACCGGUUGCACCUGAAGAGGGUGCUCCUGGCCUAUGCCCGGUGGAACCCCGGGGUGGGGUACUGCCAGGGGUUCAACAUGCUGGCAGCCAUCAUCCUGGAGGUGGUGGGAUGGGAGGAGGAGGAGGCCCUGCUGAUAAUGAUCUUUCUGAUCGAGGAGGUCCUCCCCGAGAGCUACUUCGCCAACCACCUGCAGGGGCUGAGCGUGGACAUGGCCGUGUUCAGGGACCUGCUGCGCCUGCGCCUCUCCCCCCUCUCUGCGCACCUGGACAAGCUACAGGCCAGAACGCAGGACUCCAGCACAGGUCAUAUCUACGAGCCCCCUCUCCCGAACGUGUUCACCAUGCAGUGGUUCCUGACCCUGUUCACAAACUGCCUGCCCAAGGGCACAGUGCUCAGGGUCUGGGACCUGGUCUUCCUGGAAGGGAACGAAGUGCUGCUCAGGGCAGCCCUGGCCAUAUGGGACGGGCUGGCAGAUCGAAUCAUGGCGGUGGAGAGUGCCGACGAAUUCUACUGCAUCAUGGGGGUCCUGACCAGAGAGAUUCUCGAGUUCGGACUCAUGGAUGCCAACAUGUUCGUCAAGACGCUGUGCACCCUGGCCCCCUUCCCCUUCCCCCGUCUGCAGGAGCUGCGGGACAGCUACACCUACAACAUCCAGCCCUUCAGCGCCCCCUGGGGGUCCGAGGCGGAACUGCAGAUCUUCUCGGGGGAGCCCGAAGACGAGGAGGAGGACUCCGGGGCGGCCAGGUUCUUCUUCGCCCACGAGCUCAACUGGUACAGGAAGAAAAGCGCCGUCCCGGAGAGCGAUUUGCCCGCCAACCUGGGGUCUGCGUUCAAUGCGGAGAGGAUGAGCCUGGACAUCUCCUCGCUCAAGAAGCAGUACGGGAAGCUGAGGGAGAGGCAGAAGCAGGCACACAUCAUACUGCAGGGUGCCUUCCAGAGCCACUUCCAGAACGCUAGGCGCAACUCCCUGGCCGUCAAUCACCUGCUGGUGGGGAAGAGGCCCCUCACCAGGAAGAAGUCCGGAGGACCGCAGUUCGUGUUCCCGGAGAGGGCCCGCGGGAGGGACCCCGCUCCCCGGCAGCAGGAGGAGGAGAGGAGCGACGACCCGGAGGAGGACGACCCCCGUCGGCCCCCCUUCCGAGUGGAGGCGGUCCUCCCCCACGGGGGCACGAUACCCAAGAGGGCGGCCCGGCCCUCCGCGGACUCGGAUCCCGGCUGCAGCUGCAGCCUGUCCUUCAGCUGCCCCCUCCACGUGGAGGCGGCCCCCCAGAAGCCCCCCCUGGGGAACCCCUUCCCCACCAAGAGGAGGGUGGGCUCCAUGAGGCAGUACAACAAGCAGUGA
Molecule: messenger RNA, 1746 nt
Organism: Uloborus diversus
Lineage: Eukaryota; Metazoa; Arthropoda; Arachnida; Araneae; Uloboridae
Product: TBC1 domain family member 30-like
Exons: 10
Coding region: 1-1746 (581 amino acids)
Cellular component (GO): endoplasmic reticulum
Source: RefSeq, a predicted model, not a curated record